AUGGCAGGACCACUGCCGCAGCUGGCACCGGCCAGGCUGCUCUAUUCCUCUUGUUCCUUGGAGAAGACUCUGCAGUGCAGCUGUUCCUUCCAUGGCAUCCCCACACCCUCUGUGCAGUGGUGGAUGGGAGGUACUCCUGUGGGUGUGAACAACACAGAUGGCAGCCUCCAGGUGACUUCCACCAUAAUUGCCCCCUGGGCCAACAGCACCAUCAGCCUGACAGAGCAGCCAAGAAUGAGCACGAGGCUUCUCUGUAAGGGGAAGAACAAAAAUGGAACCCACGCUUUGAGCAUCCUGCUGCUACCAAGAGAGAGGUCUUCGCCGGGCAAGACUUUCAUUAACGGGCUGAUCCAGGGCCUUGUCUAUGGAGCCAUUGCAACUGCCCUGCUAUUCCUCUGCUUCACCCCACUCAUAAUGAAAUAUAUCAGAGUGAAGCUGUCAAAGAAAGUUGCAGCGGUCAAAGCAACAAACAACCCUAAAGUCAGAGCAAGCCAAGAAGCCAAGAUGCCUCUGAAGCCUCAAGAGCCAGGAAAAUCCACCAUCAGCCCAUCUUCAGAGAAGCAGAUAUUGCAUCCCUUACCCUAAACUUCCAGAAAAAAGCAAAAUAAACUGGAACUGAUGAAGCCUGUGAAGACUACAUGCCUACCUGGAGUCCCCACUGUCCAUGGAAUUACCACAGUCUACAGAAUACUCAGCAACCCCCAGAAACCCUGGAGUCUAUGACAAACCCAAAGCCCCCGGAGUCUCCUCAUCUCACAAGGACCCCUCAAGCUCCACCUGUCCCUCACACUGAUUCUCCAUUGAGUAGGGUUACUCUGGGACCUGGUCUUAGAACGUUUGAAAGCAAACUCUAUGAUCUGCUGUUCGGGUUAACUAGAAGAAAUAUGCCUUGGCCUGGGAUGGUGUCAAAGGAAGGGAAAAUAAAUAUGAGACCAUGGUCCACCAAAAAGUAGCUUUGGAGCCCCUACUGUAUGCCCAGAACCUGGAAUAUACAUACAAGAACACCAGGCUUUAGAGCCA
Molecule: messenger RNA, 1020 nt
Organism: Leptonychotes weddellii (Weddell seal)
Lineage: Eukaryota; Metazoa; Chordata; Mammalia; Carnivora; Phocidae
Source: RefSeq, a predicted model, not a curated record